Messenger RNA from Aaosphaeria arxii CBS 175.79, 591 nucleotides. RefSeq lists its product as uncharacterized. NCBI's taxonomy places the organism in Eukaryota, Fungi, Ascomycota, Dothideomycetes, Pleosporales. The record is from RefSeq and is a predicted model, not a curated record. Bases 1 to 531 code for a protein of 176 amino acids. The transcript has a single exon.
AUGGCCGGCACAUCACUGCACUACUUCCACAAGCUCGAAGUGGAAGCACUAGCCCUGAUAGCAGAGGGAAACCUUCCCGGGUUAGCGCAGAAAGUGGAAGAGGCAAAGCAGCAAAGGAAAGAGUUAAUUGAGAUGGACAAAGAGAUAGAGCAAAAAGGCGAUGAGGUAGAGCAAGCGCUCAAAGAGCUACAUCAAAGGAUGAAAGAGCUAGAGCAAGUGGCAAAAGAGUUCGAGCAAAUGCGCAAAGAUAUAAAGCAAAUAGGCAAAGACAUAGGGGAAAUGGGCAAAGAGGAUCGCAAAGAGAAGCGCAAAGAGAUAGAGCAAAAGGGCAAAGAGAUAGAGCAAAAAUUCAGUGAAAUGGAGCAGAAAAAGAAAGAGAUAGGGCCAAUAUACCUAGGGAUGGAUCGAAAGAGCAUAGAGGUCAAGGAGAUGAGGAAAGAGUUCCUGCAAAAGGCAAGAGAGACACUGCAGAAAUACAGAGAGAUACAGCAAGAAUGCAACGAGGAGCGACAGCGACGUAAAGUAGCCUAAAAUAAAGUCCGCGAGGGCUGUUAGGAAACUGCUUUGACUCUCUAGAUAGUUACCUACAUC